This is a messenger RNA of Pocillopora verrucosa, 774 nucleotides long. RefSeq lists its product as uncharacterized. The record is from RefSeq and is a predicted model, not a curated record. Lineage: Eukaryota; Metazoa; Cnidaria; Anthozoa; Scleractinia; Pocilloporidae.
AUGCUGAUAACGCACAACUUUUGUGAAGCACUUGCCAAACGGGCUACAGAAUUUAUUAAAUUUCCAGAGACUGAGCAAGAGGUGCUACAAAGCAUUGGCUUGUUCACAAACAAGUCCCCAUUCCCGCAUGUGGUAGGAGCAGUUGACGGUAGUCAUAUUGCAUUAAAAACAGUGCCUGUCAACGAACGGAUUGAAUACUUUAAUCGAAAGCAAGAUUAUUCUAUUGUUAUCCAAGGUGUCGCUGAUGCGUCUUUUAGAUUUCUUGAUGUAAGUACGGGCUAUCCCGGUAGCAUUCACGACGCCCGUAUUCUCCGUCUGAGCAAACUACAGAGAGAAAUUGAUCAAGGUACCUGGCUAAACGGGCCUUCAAAGAUAAUUGGGAGUUCCGAAGUUGGUCCUCUUCUGGUAGGGGACUCGGCGUAUCCCUUGUCUGUUUGGCUGAUGAAGCCUUUUAAGCAAACACCUACAUUAACUGAGAGCCAAUUGCGUUUCAAUCGUGCCCUCAGCCAAGCCCGAGUAGUUACAGAACAAGCUUUCGGAAUUUUGAAAGGUCGUUGGAGGUGUCUCUAUAAACCACUGGAGGAAAAAACAAGCAGAGUCCCCACCACUAUCAUGGCUUGUUGUGUCCUUCAGAAUAUUUGUAUAGAUGUUGGAGAUCCGAGUGCUAUAGACCCCGUUGAGGAUGACGAUGAAAUGGAUCAAAGUUCUUGCAAUGGAGAUGAGCAGUCUGACGCAAGGGGCAUUAGAGAAGAUAUUAUGAACUAUUUAUCAUAG